This is a messenger RNA of Cervus elaphus (red deer), 1568 nucleotides long. Its product is annotated as zinc finger protein 84-like. The transcript has a single exon. The record is from RefSeq and is a predicted model, not a curated record. Bases 227 to 1489 code for a protein of 420 amino acids. Gene Ontology annotation, biological process: negative regulation of transcription by RNA polymerase II. Gene Ontology annotation, molecular function: DNA-binding transcription repressor activity, RNA polymerase II-specific. NCBI's taxonomy places the organism in Eukaryota, Metazoa, Chordata, Mammalia, Artiodactyla, Cervidae.
UGGAAAAGUAUCUUCUCUGAGCUUAAACCUUGAAGUUUCUUUAGCACAAGUAUCUCAUACACCUGACAUACUUGGGAAAUACUUGAAACCCAAUCUAGAGUGUAUUACUCAGAAUAAAAGCUAUGCAAGAAAUGAAGUUGGAUUUAAUCAAUAUGACAAGUUAUUUCUUUAUACUAAGCAUGAGAAAAUUCUUAAUAGACAAAAAUACAACGAAUAUAGUGAACACAUGAAAGCUUUCAGCCAUAAGUCACAGCUUAUUAAACACUGGAAAACUCAAAUGGCAGAGAAACACUACAGCUGCAUUGACUGUGUGAAAGCCUUUCCCCAGAAGUCAGACCUCAUUAAGCAUCAGAGAACAUACACUGGAGAGAAACCCUAUGGGUGCAGUAGGUGUCAGAAAGCCUUCAGCCGGAAGUCCCAUCUCAUUUUACACCAGAGAACCCACACAAGAGAGAAGCCCUAUGAGUGCAACAAAUGCGGGAAAGCUUUUACUGCUAAGUUAUGCCUUAAUAAGCACCAGAGAACUCACACAGGAGAGAAAUGGUUUGAGUGCCGCGUGUGUCAGAAAGGCUUCAGUGAUAAGUCACAAGUCACAUUACAUCGAAGAACACAUACAGGAGAGAAGUCCUACAGAUGUGAUGAAUGUCAGAAAAGCUUCAUCAAUAAGUCACAGUUCAUUAUUCAUCAGAGAUCUCACACGGGAGAGAAACCCUAUGGUUGCCAUGAAUGCGGAAAGACAUUUCCCCUUAAGUUUAGCCUCAUUUUACAUCAAAAAACACAUACAGGGGAAAAACCUUAUGGAUGCAGUGAAUGUGGGAAAGCCUUCAUCCAGAGAUCUGAGCUCAUCAGACAUCAGAGAACUCACACAGGAGAGACACCUUAUAAUUGCAGUGAAUGUGGAAAAGGCUUUAGUGUAAAGUCACUCCUCAACACUCACUGGAGAACUCAUACAGGAGAGAAGCCCUAUGGAUGCAAAGAAUGUGGAAAAACAUUCUCCAUCAAAUUUAGUCUCAUCCUGCACCAAAGAACUCAUACAGGUGAGAAACCCUAUGAAUGCCAUCUGUGUCAGAAAGCUUUCACCCAGAAGUCACAUCUCACUAUUCAUCAGAGGUCUCACACAGGAGAGAAACCCUACGAGUGCAGUGAAUGCCACAAAGCCUUCAGCCGGAAGUCGUAUCUCCUUAUUCACCAGAGAAUUCACUCUGGAGAGAAGCCUUAUCAAUGCCAUGAAUGUGGGAAAACUUUCUCUCACAAGUUUAGCCUCAUCAUUCAUCAGAGAAUCCAUACAAGAGAGAAACUCUAUGGAUGCAGUGAAUGUGGGAAAACUUUCCCUAUGAAGUUUAACCUUGUUUUACAUCAGAAAACACAUAUGGGAGAAAAACCCCACGAAUGCCAUGAGUGUCAGAAAUCUUUUGCCCAGAAGUCACAUCUUAUUAUACAUCAAAGAACUCACACAGGUGAGAAACCUUACAGAUGCAGUGAGUGCUAGAAAACUUUCUCCCACAAAUUUAGCCUCAUUUUACAUCAGAAAACUCAUCGAGAGAAGUCAUGAAGAAAGUCAAUAUCCA